This is a messenger RNA of Mycena indigotica, 1038 nucleotides long. RefSeq names its product Letm1 RBD domain-containing protein. The transcript is spliced from 4 exons. Gene Ontology annotation, biological process: intracellular monoatomic cation homeostasis. Lineage: Eukaryota; Fungi; Basidiomycota; Agaricomycetes; Agaricales; Mycenaceae. Bases 1 to 1038 code for a protein of 345 amino acids. Gene Ontology annotation, cellular component: mitochondrial inner membrane. The record is from RefSeq and is a predicted model, not a curated record. Gene Ontology annotation, molecular function: ribosome binding.
AUGCUUGCCCGCAACUUCCGAGUUGGUCAAACGUGUCGAAUCGUUUGCCGACAGCUCCAGACUCUUCCAACACCUCCAGACACAUCUUCUCUACCUCCUCCCCAACCCAACCGUCGCAGUCAGGUUCAACUCCAUCCAACUCCCAUAAAGCCACCGCCCAAAACAACCAGCGCAACGCGUUCAGCUGGUCCUGUUGUUCAAACAAAGCAGCCCGCUUCACUCAAAACUCUCAAAGAGACAACAGCGAAGGAUAUCAGCGACGCUGAAGCCCAUGGCAUCCUCACUCCACCUGAUCCCUCGGCUGGUUGGGCAAAGGCAACGCUCCAUAAAGCCAUACAACUUGCCAAGUUUUACUAUCGUGGGGUCAAGCUCGUCUACACCCGUGGCCAGAUAGUGCGCCAAAUUCACCAACGAAUUGACUCAGGUGGCGCGCCGUUGGAGAGGUGGGAGCAUCGUCUCUUCCACACGCAGGCAACAGACAUAAGACGAGUAGUACCCUUCGUCCUCACCGCUCUCAUUAUCGAGGAAGUCAUUCCGUUGAUAAUCAUUUGGGCGCCAGGCUUCCUUCCCUCUACCUGCAUCCUGCCCUCUCAACGCGAGCGAAUACAAGAACAAGCAACCAGUAAAGCCUUAGACCUUGCAAUUGCUCAUGGCGCGAAGUUGACGACAAUGACCCAAAGUGCGACUGGAGGCACAAUAUCGUUAGCCGCUCUCCCAGAACCCACGGUCAUCUGUGGGGUUCGUUUUUUCAGACUUCUCGGUCUCUCAACGUUUGGCUUCAACUUCAUGCGACGCCGGCGGAUCCAUCGGCACCUAACCUUUGUGGAAAAAGACGACGUUUUCCUGUCGAAAGACAGUAUCCACCACUUAUCCUCUCAAGACCUUCAACAAGCAUUGCGUGAGCGUGGCAUAAUUCCGCGCGGACUCGACACGCCCCAGCAAAUUCAAAAGCUGACAUGGUGGCUCAAGUCGGUCCAAGAGAAAUCAGAUGCAGUCGCCCGUCGCAUCUACCUUGUUGCUCUCAUGGCGUCACGAUAA